CAUGUAGGGAAGCAUCAACAAGAGAUAUCUCUGGCAGCACUACCAACGCUGGAAGAUUUUUCAGAUGAUGAAAGUAUCAACGAUGGCAAAACCUCUGACGACGACGAUGACGACAGUGACGAUAACGACAACAGCGGAGAAGAUUUCAGGAAGAAGAAAAAGGGCACGGACGAUACCCAAACAGAAAAAGGAGAAAACUCUGCUCCUGGUAACUCGAAUCUCACUGGUAGCUCUAAGCCAAAAUCGAUGACUUCACAGACUGCUGCACUUGGGUCUGCUAUACAAGCCCCCGUUUAUUUGCCUUUCAAAGUCAAGGCCGUUUGCGAAUAUAUAUCUCCUUUCAAUGACACCCUUCAGUUUCCCAGCGAGCAGAUAAUCACAGUCACCCAGGAAGAGGAAGGUGAUUGGUAUAUAGGGGAAUACAUGGAUACUUCAGGUGUGAAGCAGAAAGGCUUCUUUCCUAAGAAGUUUGUG
Molecule: messenger RNA, 474 nt
Organism: Hyaloscypha bicolor E
Lineage: Eukaryota; Fungi; Ascomycota; Leotiomycetes; Helotiales; Hyaloscyphaceae
Exons: 1
Molecular function (GO): protein binding
Source: RefSeq, a predicted model, not a curated record